Molecule: messenger RNA, 2402 nt
Organism: Olea europaea var. sylvestris
Lineage: Eukaryota; Viridiplantae; Streptophyta; Magnoliopsida; Lamiales; Oleaceae
Product: beta-glucuronosyltransferase GlcAT14B-like
Exons: 5
Coding region: 691-1953 (420 amino acids)
Cellular component (GO): membrane
Molecular function (GO): glucuronosyltransferase activity
Source: RefSeq, a predicted model, not a curated record
AGACUUGUAUUGAAUGACGGUACAGUAACAAACGCGCUGUUUUGACUAAAAAUAGAGAGGAAGCGGAGCGGAGGGGAGAGAAGAACAUUGGCUGAGAAUUCAAGGGGGGCGGUCUGGGUCAAAAACAAAAAAUCAUCACAGAAUAAAUGCUUUUCCAUUUCUAUAAUCUGAAUACAUUAAUCUCAUUUUAUUUUCUUUCCCCAACAAAUUUUGUAACAGAUUUACACACAGUAACCUACCGUAACUAGCUGAUUUUUCUUUCUCUUUGAUCUAUAUGUUGCGAAUUUUUUUAUUGUCUCUAUUGUUCUUCCUCAACAGGAGCACUUUCUCCCACAAACGCAAUACAUAAACGAAAAGGUUCGGCGUUGUUUUUGAAUGCAUAGUUGUGAUUUGAUUGUUAUAAGUUGCACAUAUUCAGGUUCAAUUGUGGAGAUUGAAGUUUUCAGUCUGCGUUUUUGAGAUUAUUCCUAACUGGUUAAUCCAGUGAUCUAAACUUCUGAUUUUAAUUAUUUUUCUCUGGGAGUACAAUUCGAGGAGUACGGCUUUUAAAUUGCUUUUGAGCCUUGUUUAAACAUUUGGUGCCACAAUCGGAACCGACAGUCCACCCAUCAAUUAGUAUUGAUGCAGGCUUGCUGAAUUCACGAUAAAGAGAGAAUUUCUCAGGAGAACUUAUGAUCACAAGUUUUCCGAAUGGGGUACUUGAACAACAUGGAGAAGAAAUGGGUAUUACCUCUAGUUAUAAGCUCGUUAGUAUGCGUUUUCCUUCUUGCCACCUCAUUCAAUAUGGGGAUGGUGUCCUCGUUGCGCGAUUCGAUCUUUUCAAUACUGCCAUCUCGUCUUACAAGCAAUCAAGCCAGCCCUUAUUUUGCGGAGGCAAAGAUUAAGCGAGCUCCACCACCUCCUCCCCGUCAUUCCAUUCCAAAAUUUGCUUAUUUAAUUUCCGGAUCAAAGGGUGAUUUAGAGAAGCUUUGGAGGACACUUCAUGCACUAUAUCAUCCCUGGAAUUAUUAUGUCGUUCAUCUGGAUCUUGAGUCUCCUCCAGAGGAGAGACUGGAGCUUACUUCCCGAGUUGAAAAGGAUCCUAUUUUUUCAAAAGUUGGGAAUGUGUACAUGAAUGCCAAAGCAAAUAUGGUUACUUAUAGAGGGCCAACCAUGGUUUCUAAUACUCUUCAUGCGUGUGCCAUUCUUCUCAAGAAACAUCAGGAUUGGGAUUGGUUUAUUAACCUAAGUGCCUCAGAUUAUCCCCUGGUGACUCAAGAUGAUCUUCUUUACACAUUUUCUAAGAUAAGACGGGAAUGGAAUUUCAUUGAGCACACAAGCCAAUUAGGCUGGAAAGAGGGUCAAAGGGCCAUGCCAUUAAUCAUAGACCCUGGCCUUUACCAGACAAACAAGUCAGAUAUAUUUUGGGUCACCCCACGGAGAACUUUACCCACGGCAUUUAAAUUGUUUACCGGUUCAGCCUGGAUGAUCCUUUCACGUCCAUUUGUUGAGUACUGUAUAUGGGGCUGGGAUAAUCUUCCGAGAACCCUUCUCAUGUACUACUCAAACUUUCUCUCCUCUCCCGAAGGGUAUUUUCAAACUGUUAUCUGCAACACUCCAGAAUUUGUGCCAACGGUUGUCAAUCACGACAUGCACUAUAUUUCUUGGGAUUCCCCUCCCAGGCAACAUCCUCAUACUCUCUCCCUUAACGACACAACAAAAAUGAUUGCAAGUGGUGCUGCCUUUGCACGUAAGUUCAAGCAAAAUGUACCUGUCCUGGACAAACUUGAUGAAGAAUUGCUUGGUCGAAAGAACGGGAGUUACACUCCUGGAGGGUGGUGUGCAGGUACCCCUCUUUGCUCUGAGGUUGGAAAUCCUACCCAGCUUAAACCCAGUAAGGGUGCUCAAAGGCUUCAGCGUCUCUUAGAUGCACUACUUGUGUCAGCCAAAUUUGGUCAAAACCAAUGCAAGUAGAUUUUGCUGUAUCACUCUUGCUUGAGGACCCAGAGAGGUAAACAGAACUAGUUCAUUCGCAACCCCUGAACAAUAACGUGUUAGAAUAUUGUAUCAAUGACGCAGCUCUAUCGACCUACUUAUUGUAGGCUUCGGUAAUACAGAUAUAGAAAGAUUCUCUUCGCCUUCUUGAUUUUGUUCUGGAUUUCACAGACUUACGUGUUUUCAACCGGCAUCCAAGGCCUUUUAGGUUGGCUUAAAAACCUGAGGCUUUAGUCCUGCAUUUGAGUUUCAUCUCAUUGUGAUCUAAUUCCAUUAUGUCGAGGAUCAUUUUCAUAGUCCCAAUAUCUGCAGAUUUGACUCUAUAAAUGUAAAAGUUUUAUCCCUAUGAAUUAAGCUCCAGACGAAAUGUACAAAAGGCAUUACAAAAGACGAGGUGACAAUACUGAUUGUAUCCCUACUUAUGCUUA